UUGGCUUCAGACGCGACGCCGUCGCUAGGGAGCAGCUCCACAACAGCAAAUGGAAAAAUCGGUGCCACAGUAACCAAGAGCAGCGCGCUGUGUACAGUUUAAACAAUGCCUUCCUCUGUGAACCAAACUUGCAGUUCCUGACAGAUAUUAAACACACAUUUUGCCGUUUAAAGAGAUUCUCUGGUUUACUGCCUUUUUCUUUCAACAUUGUUCUAUUCUUUUUCUUUUCUAUUUUAAAUCUUAUUUAUUUCCUUGCUUGCAAUCUGCUCCAAAUUUUUGUGAAGUGCUUUCAAGAAACCAUACUGUUUCUUUAUGGCGUCGCACCAGCAGUCAAGAAUUCAGUCAUACCUGGAAAAGAACAAAAUUGGCCCUUUGUUUGAGGAAAUGAUGACCAAACUGAUAAGUGAGACCCCAGAUCAUCCUAUUCCCUUUCUAAUCAAUCACCUGCAGACUAAACAAGGCAGUCCGAGCAAGCUCCAAAGAACUCUCUCAGGAUCUGCGGCUUUGUGGGCAGAGAGCGGGACAGCAGAGAACAAAGGGACAAGGAGGGAUUUCAGAAACUAUGAUAAGCCAUGGCAGAUAAAUCCCAAAAAGCCCAAAAAGUCAAAGAGUGACCUUGCUGUAUCAAACAUAUCUCCACCUUCACCGGAAUCAAAGUCAUUACCAAGGUCAACAGAGCAUCCUGAGUGGGACUGGAGUACUAAACCAGAGAGCUGUGACUUUGAUGAACUGAACCUCAUCCUUCAGGAAAGCAGAAAGCUUGGAAAGGCGCUGGAGAAUCUGUCGCGCUGCAUUGCUGUCUCUGAUGAAAGUGAUCAGGACCCAAGAGCCUAUAACUCAUCUCUGCUGAGACCCCGAGUAAUAGGAGAGUGGGUUGGUCGUGAGGAGAAUGAUGCUGAUCCGUUGGCAGCUGAGAUGUUACAGCCUCCUGUGCCUAAAAAUAAGAAUGAGCAGCGGGAAGGCGAAGACAGCAGUGGCAGUCCUGCAGGGAGCUUGAAGAUGGAGCCAAAGAGCAAAGGUCUAAAGCAGCAGCAGCAGCACCACAAGAAGCUGCUGGCAGCAAUGCUGUCCCAGGACUCCUUCGACUCGCUCCACAGCUUUGCAUCCUCCGUGCCUGAGGAGGAGAUUGAUGACGAGGAUGACGCCAUGGAACUACUGGAGGACCUUGAUGAUUUACGAAUGGAGGGAGUAACCAGCUUGGCAUCACCUGGUAACAAGUUUAGCCAGGGUCGCAGUUCUUACUGUCCUGAACCCCAAGCCAAAGUCACACUCAACAUCUGCUCAAGGUGUGCCAGGCUUCAAGGUGAUAGUCUGGUAGAAGCAAGAGAUGAUGAGCCAUUGUACUCCAGAGAACAAGCUGUACCAGAGAUAGCAUGUUCGUUACCUGGGGUUGAACCUCUGUUAGAGAAUGAGGAAGAAUUUGAGAGUGCUUCUCAAGUGACUGGGCCUCGUCAACCAGUCUGGGACUCAGAUGCCAUGUAUGCCAGAAGCGGGAGCUCCCUAAGGCAGAAACAAUUGAAGGAGUCCUUCUCCACAAAGGAACUGCACUGUAUGGAGAAGCAUCUCACUGAAGUUGAAAAAGACCUGGCCAAGAUUGCUGAAGCCACUCUACUUCGGAGCCCAAACAGUCCACAUAACAGUCUACUUCUGACAUCAACUCGUCAAGGCAACCAGCAGGCGUUGCCUGGUCAGAAUUCCAGUCCUCCAACACCAGGAAGCCUUGCUGGUAAAAGCAGCCAGCUACAACUCCAAGGAAACAAACCAGUCUCCUUAGCAAACUGUAGAUCACAGACACCAAGCAACCAAAACAGUAGGCCCCAAACUCCGAACACACUUGCCAACAGGCCCAGGACACCUUCUGCUCAAGGUAGUAGACCCAUGACCCCUAACAGUUUACUGUCACGACCCCUCACUCCUAGCAAACAAGGUAACAAGGAGGGAAACAUUGGAAGCCAAAGGAACAGGCCAGUAACACCUACAAGUCAGGUUGGGCCUCUGCUUUCACCAACAGGACUGACUAUUGGGCAAAUAGCUGGAGAAAGUGUGGGACAUGCUGCUACUCAAAGAAACAAUCUGUCAGAGGAUGAGUCUUAUCAGCAGUUGCAGGUUGCCCGUCAGCCGUGGCUAAUCCCCAGUGACACAAACAGUGAUUGUGUGGAUCAGGCUGAUCAAGACAAAUGUGAGUUUAGACUACAAAAGUGGUUGGGGUAGAGAGUUUAAAGGGAAUCUAUUAAAAGCUUAUCUGUGAAGGUGUCUGCCAUAAAUCAGCUGCAAUGGGCAAUGAUGCAACAGGCUAUACAUCAUUCACAUAAAAUGUAUACAUAGUGCACAUUUCAAUUUAUAGGUUGUAAUGUUUUUUCAAGGUAAAUGGCCCCUUAUAAAUUUAGCUUGAUAUUUUGUUGUGUUUUUAAAGCCUGAUAAGACUAUCCUGGUGGUCUAGUAAGGGAGUGGUAAUCUUACAUAAUUGCACACUUUAAAGUGAUGUCAUACCCAGCCAGGUUGUAAAUACAGUACCUUUCUCUCCCUGUUGUUAGUUUCAGUCACAACAGCAGAUCUGAUAGAAGGCUGAUAGUUGGCAUUCAGGUGGCAGGCCAUUCCGUGAUUAUCAUUGAGGAAUUGUGACUUAUUUUGGCAGUUCAUCACCUUGCAGUUUUCUUCUGAAUAUGAAACCUGUAAUUAUAGUGACAACAACUGCAGUGUAGGACAUAGGCAUUUUGACUAUAGCUGCCUUGCAAAAUACUUUUGUCUUUGUUCACACCCAGUGUCCAGCAUAUCUAAUUAAAAUGGGCUGAAUCUCAAUUACCCUGGCACAGAUACCCACUCAUGUA
Messenger RNA from Polyodon spathula (Mississippi paddlefish), 2828 nucleotides. RefSeq lists its product as uncharacterized. The transcript is spliced from 13 exons. The coding region runs from base 313 to 2211 and encodes 632 amino acids. The record is from RefSeq and is a predicted model, not a curated record. NCBI's taxonomy places the organism in Eukaryota, Metazoa, Chordata, Actinopteri, Acipenseriformes, Polyodontidae.